CUCCCAAGUUGAAAAGCUGCAGUUUUUUCCACCCUCGGAAACCCUAGGCUAGAUUUGCCUCUCUUUCUCUCUCUCUCAUGGCCGAAGAAGAGGUUGUUGUGCCGGUGGCAUGUCCCGUGCCUUCCGAUCACAAACGGAAGCUGGAGGACUUGGAACCUACUGACUCUGAGCGCGCCGAACAGCCAGUGGAAUCAAAAGAAAAAGCAGAUGCGGAUAAUGGCGUGGCGGAGUCCGAUUUGUCGGAGGCCAAGCGUCCAAGGCUCGAUGAUAACAAUCCCGACAGUUUGGCGAUUGAAAAUGGAGGAGAGACGUUAGAAGAAUCGGUGAUGGAGCAGGAUGAUGAGAAGUCAGAGGAACCGGCGGAGGAGGAGCAAGAUGAUGAAGAGGCAGUCAAGCCUAAUGAGACAAAUGAGCAAGCAGAGAAUAGUGAACAUGAAUCUGAGGAAGCAGAAGCAACAGUGAAAAAUGAGCAACUUGAAAGAACGAUAGAACAAUCUUCUGCAGACAAUCAUGAUACUGGCGUUGAUGAGCAAGUUAAAGUUGAGAAUUCUGAUAUUGGUCAAGAACCUCCCAAAGAUGAAGAGAGUUCUCAGCAGGAGAUUGAUGAUGGUUCAGUUAUUUCCCGCAAAAUUGAGGUUCCAAAUGCUAAGGUGGGGGUUCUUAUCGGUAAAGCUGGAGAGACUAUAAGGUCCCUGCAAUACAAUUCAGGUGCAAAAAUUCAAAUCAUGAAGGAUGCAGAUGCUGAUAGGGAUGCUCCGACAAGGCCUGUCGAAAUAGUGGGGACUUUGAGUACUAUUAUCAAGGCUGAGAAGCUUAUAAAUGCUGUCAUAGAAGAGGCCGAUGCAGGGGGUUCCCCUUCCCUUGUAGCUAGGGGCCUUGCUACCAGUCAGGCUGCUGGAGCGGUAGACCAAAUUGAGAUACAAGUUCCAAAUGAGAAGGUUGGUCUGAUUAUUGGUAGAGGUGGGGAUACAAUAAAAGGGCUUCAGACCAGAUCAGGUGCACGCAUCCAGUUACUUCAACAUCUCCCAGAGGGGCAACUGUCCAAAGAGAAGACUGUCCGAAUUACUGGUGAUAAGAAGCAGAUUGAGAUGGCCAGGGAAAUGAUAAAGGAUGUUAUGAAUCAGACCGUGAGGCCAUCAUCUCAUUUUGGUGGUUUCAAUCAGCAACACUAUCGACCCCGUGGACCUAUGGGUCCAUCUCAAUGGGGUCCACGUGGCCAUCAUGUUCAGUCAAUGCCAUAUGAGUAUCAGCAACGGGGACCAUAUCCAUCUCAGAAUGCACAUCAUCAAGCUCCAAACUAUGGUGGUUAUCCUCAACAAAUGGCUCCAAGAAGUAACUUCGGUUCUAGUUGGGACCAAAGGCCUCAUAGCAUGCAAGGACCUCCUCCGCAGGGUGGCAGUUAUAAUUACUAUGGCAGACAAGGUGCUUCUGCUCCUCUUUCUAGUUCAAUUCCUGGGCAUGGUCCUGCACCUUCACCUGCUCCUGCCAUGGGGCCACCCCCUUCUCAGUCAAAUUACAAUUAUGGACAGCCUCAUGGUCCAGAUUAUGCCCAUCCACCAUACCCUCAGGCUGCUCCACAUCAGGGCUAUGGUCAAGGAUAUGAAGAACAUAAAUAUGGUAAUCAUGCUGCAGUGCAGCAUCCUUAUGGAGGGCAUGGUGCUUCUCAGCCUGGUUAUACACAGUCAGGUCCUCAACAAGGGUUUGCCCCACAACAGCCAUAUGGUAAGCCACCAUCAUAUGGCAUGCUGUCACAGGGACACCAUCCACAAACUUAUGGUCCUCCUACCAGUCAGCCUGGAGAUAUGGCCUAUCCAGGUCCUGCAUCAGCCCAAUACAGUUCAAGUGUGCCACCUCAACAGCAAUACCCAUAUGGAUCAGGUGGGUCUGUGCAACAAAGUUAUCCUCCAUAUGGCUCUGCACCACCCAGUGAUGCAUAUAAUCAGGCUUCAACGGCAACUGCUCCUGUGUAUCCACAGCAAGGUAACCAGCCUGUUCCUAGUUAUGGUCAGCCUGCUGCUCCAAGUUAUGCUCAAGUAGGUGCUGAUGGGUAUGGGCAGUACCCCUCUUCACAACAGGGUUACACUGAGCAGCCAGCAGGAAACAAUGCCAGUUAUGGUUAUCAAGGUCUUCAAGAUCCUAGUUAUGGUGGUGGUGCUGGGUCAACAUACAGUGCACCAGGUAGCCAACCAGGGUAUGCCCAGCCAGCAACAACUCAACCAGGCUUUGAUCAGAAUGCCUCACAAUCUGGUGGUUAUGGAGCUACAGCAGGGGGUGCACCAGCUCCAUAUGCAAAAACUGUGUCUCCCCAGCCCGGAUAUCCUCAGUAUGAUUCGACCCAGAUGUAUGCUGCUCCUCAUUGAAAUUUUGCUGUUGUACUAUUAAUGUGUUUGGACUGUAGAGUAAUUUAACCAGUAUUCUGGUAGCUAGUAGAGCUAGUUUUGUCCUUCUGUUUUUUUUUUUUUUCUUCUUCCUAUUCUCAUUUUCCAAUAGGCUGUGUAUAUGCCUGUUUGAGAAAGUAGAUGUAUUUUCUAAGAUUUCUUACUUGCACUCUUUUUAAUGUUGCCCUAUUACUUAAUUUACUAUGAAUGGUUUUGCCCUA
Molecule: messenger RNA, 2599 nt
Organism: Rubroshorea leprosula
Lineage: Eukaryota; Viridiplantae; Streptophyta; Magnoliopsida; Malvales; Dipterocarpaceae
Source: the annotation of a GenBank genome assembly